ACAAAAGACAGUUUGAGACAGGUGAUUAUCUUACAACAUGUUGUAAUAGCUUUUAAUGUACUUACAGAGGAAAAUCACAUCAUAUGAUUCAUCACAGCUUGGUCUACUGGAAAAGCGGUAGACUUGGCAACACCGCAGGCAGGGACUUUUAUCCCCCAAUAGUAACUCCCAUAUUUUUGACAUUUUUCAUUAGUUGGCAACAUUGUAAUAAUACAGGCCCUAACCUUAGUUUUUAUUAUUUAUUUAAUUUUGCAAUAAAAUGGCUCAAACACUAAGUAUUCCGGAGCCAUUCAAUUUUGUAAAUGAUGAUGAUGACAAUAGCUAUGCAGAGGAGUGCGGUAUGUGCGGCGAAGAGCACACUGCAUUAGAAUGUAAAUUAAUACAAAUUACCGGUCAUAUACCAGAUAAGCUGGUGCCUUCGAAAGCAAGACUGACCUUACCUGAUUUUUUGGAAGUUAAAACACUGGCCGAUAACAGUUUCAGUGUGUGCACUAAAGAAAUAAUCCCCAAGGGGACACAAUUUGGGCCUUUUCAAGCCAAAAGGUUGUUAACCCUCAAACCUUCCAUUAGAUUUCCACUGAAAUUGUUCACCUCAGAUGAAGAUGAUGAAUUUAAAGAGUAUUUUUUAGACACCAGUGAGGAAACAGAGUGUAGCUGGAUGUACUUUGUUAGUCCAGCUGCUGAGUUGGAAGAGCAAAAUAUGAUUUGCUAUCAGGAUAAAAAUAAUAUUUAUUAUGUUUGUUUGAAUGACAUCAAUCCUGGGGAAGAUUUAAGGGUUUGGUAUGCACCUUUUUAUGCAGAGAAAAUAAAUCAAAAUGUUUUACAGCCAGUUGUGGCAUUAGAAGAAAACAAAAUGGAAAAUACUUUAGUUGAAGUUAUUGAUGGUUUGGUGAAAUCACAGCAAAAUAUAAUGAAAAGAGACAUUUGGAACUGCAAAUUUUGUGGAAAACUGGAAUCAAACGUUACCGUUUUUACAUUACAUUUACUGGAGCAUUAUAGGCUUCAAUUAAAGAAACAUUGUGAGCUAUGUAAAGCCACUUUUAACAGUUAUAAGAAUUUACAAAAGCACAUGAAACUAAUACAUUCCACAAAUCGAAUUAAAAAUGCUCCCAAAGAAACCAGCUCAAUUCCCUUAAUAAAAGGCAGCAUGCAAUGCAAGGACGUUUCACUAGGUGGACCUCUAUUAAACGUUAUCCUAAACGACAGCCUGGAUAAUUCGAAUUUUUUAAUACAAAAAAAUGAAGAACUGAACCAGUUUAACCUAGCAAACAUCGACAACCACAAUACCCUAAUGGACACCGAAAAUUUUAACGUCGACAAUUUGCUCAAUGAUAACGUCAAGGAGUUGGAUCACUUUAAUUUCGAGUUGAAAGACGCCGAAGAAGACAUAGUCUGCGAUAUUUGUUUGAAAGUGUUUGUGAGUCUGAGGUCUCUCAUCAGGCAUUUGGGAUUGCAUACUGGAAAAUAUUUUUGCAAAGAGUGCAACAAAAUAUUUUCCCACAAAGAAAACUUGGACACCCACAAAUGCAACGCCUUCUAUCGUCACCGCUGUACUUACUGCAGCAAAGUGUUCGUCCAAAAAAAGUACCUGAAUCGGCACAUUACAGUGCGGCACUUCAAGAAGUACGCUUGUAGCAAAUGUUCGCACUCGUAUCAGUCGAAAACGGAUUUGGUGAAUCACGAAUGCGAGGCGAAAAAUCGCGAAAGAAACGUUACUUGCGGAAAAUGCGGAAAACAGUUUUUCCACGAAAGGGCACUGAAAAUCCACAGCAAAAUUCACGAGACCAAGGUUGUCGAAGUAAAGUUUAUAUGCGAGUUUUGUCCGAAAAUAUUCACCAACAAAGUCAGUUUUAAUGUUCACGCGCAGACGCACGAGGAACCUAAAUACGCUUGCCGGGUUUGCGACAGAAAGUUUCACAGGAAUGACGUUUUAAAGCAUCACAUGCUGUCGCAUGUUGUCACAAACUUGGAGACUGUUUCCUGUGAUGUUUGCGAUAAAAAAUUAAAGUCAAAAAAGCAUUUAUUCUUCCACAAAAAAAUGCACCAAGAAGCUGCGUACAAGUGCCCAUACUGCCCGUGCAGCUUUAGAACCCAGUGGAACCUAGAGAAACACAACAAGCGAAAACACAAAGAAUUCGAAUUCAGCGAUGCAAUCGAUUUAUUCCAAUGCCCUGCCUGUAAUAAAAAGAUGAAGUUGAAGAGCUCCCUACAAAGGCACAUGAAAAGGAUACACGCGGAUAUUAAGGAUUACCAAGGCAUGGAUAUCAUGCCGAAUAAACACAAAUUUGCUGGUAAAAAGAAGGAGAAAAAAGUUGAAGUGACCGAAAGCGACUUGAACAUAAUGGAUCUUAAGGAAACAAUAGACAAUAUGAACUUCACAACUGAUAUUAGUAUGAGUGGCAAUGAUGAAAGCAAUAUAAAUAUUGAGUUUGAAGAUAUGCUUAAAAGUACCACAGACAACAUAGAUUUUCUUAAUGAAAGUAAUGAUAGGAUUGUGGAAAAUUUACUUAGCAUUCCAAUGCAGAGUGCACCUAUUGAAAAUAAAGCCAAACCUAACAGUGACAUCCUGCCAUCUAUGCCAGAUUUAGCAGGGACUGAACAAGAAAUAAAAUUAAGUAAUAACGCAUUUAUUUUGGAAAAUGGUACAAUUGUGGAGCCUCAACCUUCAGGCCAAAUAGUUUAUUAUCUUUUGGGAGAAAAAAUGCAAGUUUAAUUUUUUUGUAACCCAGUUUAUUUUGUUUUUACAAGCAAUAUUUGUUUGUACUAUUAUUAAAAAAAUAGAAUGUUUUCAAUAUUUUUUAUUUAAUUUCUUUAACACAAACCAAU
Brassicogethes aeneus is the source of this 2826-nucleotide messenger RNA. NCBI's taxonomy places the organism in Eukaryota, Metazoa, Arthropoda, Insecta, Coleoptera, Nitidulidae. The record is from the annotation of a GenBank genome assembly.